Molecule: messenger RNA, 273 nt
Organism: Pneumocystis murina B123
Lineage: Eukaryota; Fungi; Ascomycota; Pneumocystomycetes; Pneumocystales; Pneumocystaceae
Exons: 3
Coding region: 16-273 (85 amino acids)
Biological process (GO): positive regulation of mitotic metaphase/anaphase transition; anaphase-promoting complex-dependent catabolic process; protein ubiquitination
Cellular component (GO): anaphase-promoting complex; nucleus
Molecular function (GO): ubiquitin protein ligase activity; cullin family protein binding; zinc ion binding
Source: RefSeq, a predicted model, not a curated record
UUAUCGGGAUUUCUUAUGAAAAUCAAUAUUAAAAGUUGGCAUGCAGUUGCAAGUUGGCACUGGAAUGUUCCUGCAGAUGACGUAUGCGGGAUUUGUCGAGUUCCUUUUGACGGUUGUUGCCCUGAUUGCAAAAUGCCAGGUGACGACUGUCCAAUUGUAUGGGGGAAAUGCAACCAUACUUUUCAUAUUCAUUGCAUUAUGAAAUGGUUAAAUACAGAAUCAUCUAAAGGUCAAUGUCCUAUGGAUAGAAGGAAAUUUGAGAUUCGUACAUAG